Molecule: messenger RNA, 6751 nt
Organism: Archocentrus centrarchus (flier cichlid)
Lineage: Eukaryota; Metazoa; Chordata; Actinopteri; Cichliformes; Cichlidae
Exons: 3
Coding region: 57-3860 (1267 amino acids)
Molecular function (GO): GTP binding; protein binding
Source: RefSeq, a predicted model, not a curated record
CAACAGCCUCCCCCGUUCACACGUAUUCACAGGUAUUUCUGCUACUAGAAACAGAGAUGGAUGCUGAAGCCACCAGAACGAUUGAGGUUGCAACGCUCGGCCGGCCCUUCAGCCUUGGAAUGCUGUAUGACUGCCGCCAGGAUUUACUCAUACCUGGACUGACACUGUGGGACUGUGAUGACCUGGAAAAAAAUAAAAGAGAACAAGAACAACCUAACAGUGACUUUGAGAUUGUUUCAUCUGAAUCAAUUGAGGAUAAAUCUUCAGCACUAAAUGUUGAGGCAUCCCUGAAGGCAAGUUUCUUGGGUGGACUGGUUGAGGUUGGAGGAUCAGCCAAAUACCUGAGAGAUCAGAAGACAUCCAACUAUCAGGCCAGAGUGACACUGAAAUACAAAACUACCACAAAGUUCCAGGAACUGUCAAUGAAUCACCUCGGAAGAGGUAAUGUGAAGCAUCCCUAUGUUUUUGAGCAAGGAAUAGCAACACAUGUAGUCACAGGUAUCCUUUAUGGGGCACAAGCUUUCUUUGUAUUUGACCGUGAGGUUUCUAAAGAAGAAAAAUGUCAAGAAAUCCAGGGCAGCCUGAAGGUGAUGAUCAAGAAAAUCCCCUUGCUUUCCAUAGAGGGUGAAGGUUCUGUGAAAAUGGAAGAUAAAGAUAAAGCAAAUGUUGAUAAAUUCUCCUGCACGUUUUAUGGAGACUUUAACAUUCAGAAACCUCCAACAACCUUCCAGGAAGCUGUAGCAGUCUAUCAAAGUCUUCCAACAUUACUGGGAGCCAAUGGAGAAAAAGCCGUACCAGUGAAGGUCUGGCUGUUACCGCUGACCAGUUUAGAUUCUUCUGCUGCUAAACUCGUCCGACAGAUCAGUAUAAGAUUAGUUCAAGAAUCACAGAGUGUCCUGGAAGAAUUCAGUGAGCUGGAAAUGAGAUGGAACGAUGCACUGAGAACUUCCACUGCACAGCAGUUCCCACAGAUCAGCAAAAAACUGAAAAGUUUUAAAGAAAUGUGUUCUGAGUUCAAGCUGGAAUUUCAGCGAACUCUAGCAAAGAAACUUCCAUCAAUCCGAGGAGGAGGAGAAGAGGAGGCUCAACUCGCUGAGAUCCUGAAGAAGAGACAUUCUUCACCUUUCAGCAGCAAAAACUUGACUGAGUGGAUGGACUGUAGAGAGAGAGAAAUCUCCAUCUUAAAAUCUUUCACCAACAUGAUGAAGAACACCAAGAUUGCUCCAUCUCAAAGUGUUCUACAUGAAGAACUUCUCAGUGCAGAGCACGCCCUGUGUUUUGUUUUCACCUCAUUGGGAAAGGAUGAACCGUACCUCUCAGCUUUUUCAAACUACUUAAAAGAAAAAACAGACCUUCAAGAUCAUCAUACUUAUGAUGUAGAGAAGGAACAAUGGUAUCUUUCAAAGGAAGUAGCAGAUGAUAUGAGGAAGAAAGCCAAACUCUUCAAUGAUUUUUCAGAGGCCAACAAGGAGAACAAGAACGUUAAGUUCCUGACAGUCGGAUUAACUAAUGAGACACAGGAAGGUUCCAGCAUCUACCUUUAUAAAGACGGAUUUGCUGUCAGUGAGAACUUUGAACCUCCUUCAAAGCCUGAAACUGUAACAGCGGCUGAUAUAAACCACAACAGUGUGACACUGAAGAUUUCUCCACCCACAUUUGGAGCAGAGAACAUCACCUCCUACUCUCUUGAGUACUGUGUCAGUGGAGAGGAUGGAUGGCAGCAACAGACAAAACCAAACUCUGAAGAAGUCACAGUGACAGAUCUGAAACCAAACACAGAGUAUGUGUUCAGAUGCAGAGCAGUGACCUCAGCAGGUGUUGGACCAGCUAAUGUAAUCAGUGAUGCCAUUAAAACUUUACCGUGCAGCCCUCCUGGAAAACCUCAGGCUGAACCAAUCUCGAGUGAGAUAUCAGUGAGUUGGGAGAAGCCUGCUGAGCUUGGGCAGGAUGUCCAGAUAUUCAGCUACAUCGUGCAGUAUGCAAAAACAAAUGGAAGUUCAAAAGUAAAUGACCUUAAAUGGAACCAAACAAUUUCAGGAGGAGAGAAGGCCGUCAUUUCAGGGCUUCAGUCAGAGACACAAUAUGCAGUCAAGGUCAUAUGUGACUGUGGUGUAGAUGGAAGAAGCAAGGAAAGCAUCACUGUUAACAUCUGCACAACAAAGCGUGAGUUUGAACGUCUUGCUGAAUACUUGAAACAUAUCAGCAAGAAGACAAACUCAAAGCUGCCCUCAGUUUACAAGCUCCCUUUGGAAGAAGAAGAUAUGGACAUCGAUGGCUGUCGAAGGUACAUGUUUGGCAAAGAAAGCAUGAGGCAGAAUCGUACAAUAAUGCUUCUUGGAGCAACCGGAUCAGGAAAGUCCACUCUUAUCAAUGGAAUGAUCAACUACAUUGUUGGUGUUGAGUGGAACGACAGUUUCAGAUUUAAGUUAGUUGAUGAGGAUCAGUCAAGUUCACAAGCUCACAGUCAGACAUCUGAGGUCACUGUGUAUGAAGUCAACCACCAGGAGGGCUUUAAAAUCCCCUUCUCCAUCACCAUUGUGGACACUCCAGGGUUUGGGGAUACGAGAGGAGUAGCAAGAGACAAGGAGAUCACCGAGCAAAUCCGCAGGCUUUUCUCCUCUCCUAAUGCAGUCAGUGAGAUCGAUGCAGUGUGUUUUGUUACUCAGGCCUCUCUUGCACGACUAACAGCAACACAGAAAUAUGUGUUUGACUCGGUGCUCUCCAUUUUUGGCAAAGAUGUGGCAGAUAACAUUGAAAUGCUCGUGACUUUUGCUGAUGGUCAGGAACCACCGGUUCUUGAGGCAAUAAACGUCUCUGGGGUCCCAUGUCCCAAAAAUGAUUUAGGCCUUCCAGUUCACUUCAAGUUCAACAACUCAGCAUUGUUUGCAGACAACAGAUGCAACAAAGACGAUGGUGAGGAUUUAGAUGAGGACGAUUCCAGCUUUGAUGAAAUGUUUUGGAAGAUGGGGGCCAAGAGUAUGGAGAAGUUCUUCACUGCUUUGGGAAAAAUGGAAACCAAAAGCUUGCUGAUGACCAAAGAAGUGCUAAAGGAGCGAAAGCAGCUUGAAACAGCCAUCGAAGGGUUGCAGCCACAAGUUAGAACUGGAUUAGCAAAACUUGAACAGAUCAAGACGACCAAAGAAAAGAUCAAAGAGUGCGAAGCAGUCAUAACUUCAAAUGAAAAGUUUGAGAUUGAGGUGGAUGUUAUUAAGCCAGUCCAAAAAAAGCUCACAGAGACAGAAGUAUUCAUCACCAACUGCCAGAUAUGCUCAGUAACAUGCCACUACCCAUGUGCUAUAGAACAAGAUAGUGAGAAACGUGAUUGUGCAUCAAUGGAUAUGAACGGGAUGUGCGUUGUCUGCCCUGGAAAAUGUAUUUGGAGUGUGCACUUCAACCAGACAUACAGUUGGGAGUAUGUUCAAGUAAAAGAGAAGCAGACGGUGCAAGAGCUGAAACGCAAGUAUGAAAACGCUAAUGAAGAAAAGAUGACUGUUCAGGACCUGAUUGAUAGGCAAGAGGACGAAAUCCUUCAACUUCAGGACACAAUGGUGACCCUCAUGGAUCAGACAGCUAAGUGCAUAACUCGUCUGCAAGAGAUCAGCCUGAGGCCCAACCCUCUGACCACCCCAGAGUACAUCGACAUGAUGAUUGAAGGAGAAAGAUCAGAGGCUAAACAGGGUUACCUGGCUCGAAUCAAAUCUUUGGAGGCAAUGAAGGAGAGGGCAAAACUUAUCUCCAAGGUAGCCCAACAAGACAAAUAUCGAAAAACUGAGGAGGAAUUAUCUGAGGAGCGAAAGGAGAGAAAAGAAAAAAAGGGCUUUGUAAAGAAAGUUCUACAUUUCUUUGGAUAUUCAGGCUAAUUAUUACAAGUCCUGUUGGUCUACAGAUAUCUCAGCAGCAUUGAGAAAUUAUUUCAGGAUGAAAAUGUUAUUAAAAUUAUAUAAUUAAAUAUUUUUCCAAUUCAAGCUAAAGUUAGCAGGAUGUCAACACUUAAGCUUUAGAUUAACAGUGAUUAAAAUUCUGUUUUCUUGUCUUAAGUCUUAACACACUUGCAUUGUAAUCAUCCAACCUUACAGUUUUUAUUGAUUGUUUUGACGCAGCUGUCAACUCAAAAUCCACAUUUUCAAAACAGUUAACGCAGAGGCCUAAACAGUGCCACAGUGGUCAAAAUGACACAUCUUCAUUGCAAAAGGCUCUAACUGUACCAAAACAUUUAAAAUAUGGAACAAAAGCAAAUUUCGCCAUCAAACAACUCAACUAUGACACAAGUGUAUGAGCACCUCCAAUCAAUCAUUACACAAUGGACAACAAAAUCCAAAAUACAGCACCCAUGUGUGAAUCAGUGCACUAUUGCUUGUCAUUGUAACCUAGGACUGUAUGUAGCUUACAUUCCAGUGCCGUUUGUAGUCAAAUUUGCCCUCUUGCAAAAAAUGCAUCCAGAAUUAGAUAUGCUUUGAUGCAAAUUUUAUUGAUUACAUUCUUUUUUUCAGACUGUGGCUGACAAAUGAAAUAUUCCAACAGAGAAUACAUGGAAAAUAAAAAAAACAGUCUUUUACAGUAAAGAACAAAAAUCUAUAGUAGGCCUAUACUAUAAGAGUAUAAGAGAUAGCCACAAGUGAUACACUUCUGUCUCUUCUAGUCUCUUCUUUCUUGAAGAAUGGGCCACAUGGCCUCAUCCACAUCACAGUCAAUAUUCUCUCGUGCAAUGCACCGAGGGAAAAAUCGUCUAGCAUGCCUGAUCCAUCGUUGACAUGCCUCUGCAUCUAUAUCUUGGGCAGCAGCAGUCAUUGCAUUGAGCAAGGACAUCUGUUCAUAGGGACGGUGAUCAUAUACCUUCCAUCUCAAUGCACUAAAGAAUUCCUCCAUGGGAUUUAAAAAUGGAGAAGGAAUUGUACCAUCAUCCAAGGGUGCACUGCAAACCACUCAUUCACAACACUUGAGUGGUGGAACGCCACAUUGUCCCAGAUAAUCACGAACAGUGGCAUGCCAGACCCCAACAGGCCUCUCUCCUGAGGCAGGAUCAGGAUGUCAUGAAGGGCAUUCAGGAAUGCUACGAGACGCUCUGUGUUGUAUGGGCCAAUGGUAGGGAUAUGGCACAGGACACCAUCAUUGGAGAUGGCAGCACACACAGUUAUGUUGGUGCCCCUCUGCCCCGAAACAGUAAUAGUGGCCCUAUGCCCAAUGAGGUUCCUUCCACGUCUCCUUACUUUACAAAGACUGAAACCGGCUUCAUCGACAUAAAGGAAGACAUGAUGUGCCCCCUCAGCUUCAAGCUCCAUUAUUCGCUAAAGAAUGAAAAGGCAAAAUUACAAUUACAUCAUUUUACAGUAACUGCAUGAUAUGACAAGGCAUAAGAGUAUAGUACUGUUGUGUUUCCUUACCUCCACAUAUUGGCAUCUGGCCUCCUUCACAGCUUCAGAGUUCCUCUGAAAUGGAACUCUAUAGAGCUGUUUCAUGGCCAUAUGGUUCCUUCUGAGGACGCGGUCAAUUGUGGCCUCGCUCACAGUAUGGAUGUUCCUAAAAUACUCCCUGAUCAGCAAUCACUGCUGCUCUGAUUUCACGCAGCCUAAUGUCAUUAUUUGCCAGAACCAUGUUAACAACGGCUGCCUCCUGCUCGGCAUUAAAAAUUCUCCCUCUGCCGCCACCGACUGGCAGCCUUUUGAUUCUAUAAAGAAUACAUGAAAUGUGGAAAAAAUUACAUCAAGUACUGUAUAUCACUGCAGACAUUUCCGUAUAUACUGUAUAGCAAUAUUACCUGUUCGCCUGUUGAAAAACUCUAACAAUGGAUGCAACAGUGUUUCUGUUUAGAACAGGUUGGACUCUUGGUCCAGCCUCUCUAAGUGAAAGGCCAUGAUUUACGACAUGAUCAAUCACAGUUGCCCGAAUUUCAUCUGUAACUUGAUCCCUUCCAGCUAUACCUCCACCUCGCACAUGGACUCCUCUUCCUCUGACCCCUCUACCUCUUACUCUCGCUCUACCUCUCAUCUGCCUUAGACCUCCUCAAUGAUCCAUGCUUGCAAAGAACAACACAGGCCUGCAGACUGAUUGCAAACUGAAAAAUUCUGUGAAGAAGUGUCAAACAGGUGCUUUCAGUGAUUUCAUACUGAUCAGGGAGUUUCUAAGAGCUCGGAAUAUAUGGUUUCUGUUCUGUAACCACAGCUAAAACAAUGGAGUUUGGACUUCUUGAAUGACAUCUGUGUUAACUAUUUGGCAAAAGGGUCGGAAAACUGUGUCAAUCCAAUAAGAAUGGGUUAACACAUUUGCAAGAGGUGUCUUUUGCUCUGCUGAGAUGGUGAUGAUGAAGACCGAGAGGUUCCCAGUUUCUUCAAACAGGUCAAAGCAAUCAAUAAAAACUGUAAUGUCAGAUCUAAAAUUUUUAAUGGUCUCUGUUGGCUGAAGCACUGGGUCUAGACAGAUGUUUAAACCUAAAUAACAUUUACUGUUCUUUUCAUUAAUAAAACCUUUAGUACUUAACAGUGAAUCUAUAAAAUAUUAUUAUUAAACACCUUUAAUUUGGGUGUGGGGGGGGGGGUCUUGUAAUUAGGAUGAUUUUCUGUUGAUUGUUUGGUUUUAUGUUUAUUUACUUUGAAAACUACAGCACUGAUUUUGUGUGAUUUAUGUUUUGCAGUGAUUUAGAAUAUUUUCUAUAAGUGUAUAAAAAAUCAGAUUGAAAUUAUAUCAUUAAUGUGUGAGCUCAAAUGUUAUGACUGAGAUAUGAUAAUAAAAGCUUGUGGGGAUUUGUGCUGCUUUA